Molecule: messenger RNA, 666 nt
Organism: Mesorhabditis belari
Lineage: Eukaryota; Metazoa; Nematoda; Chromadorea; Rhabditida; Rhabditidae
Source: the annotation of a GenBank genome assembly
AUGAGAAUAUUCUUGGCGCUGUGCUUCUUUGGCUUCAGCUAUGCGUACAUGUUUGAUUGUUUGGAUAAAUGUGAAUGUGAUACCGAGGACGAGGUGAUUCACUGUCACAACGGGCAACGGACGAAAUUAACUCUUCCCACGGGCACUCGCUUGCGGGGUUUCCCGGUGAUCGGGCUCACUUUCAACAACAUUCAAAAAUUGCCCGAUCAGGAUACACUUCUCGAGAAAUUCCCCGAUCUUAAGAUAGUCGACGUUGAGAGAAAUCCGAACUUUGACUGCAGUAGCCUCGAGAACUACAACCGGAUCAAGAUCAUCACCGAUUGCGAGAAGAACAUCACCGACAUCCAGCGAGUGCCGCGAAUCGAUCGGCCGACUAGGGAAUGCGAUCUCGCUUGUCAAGCCGAAAAGCAUUACAAGAAAUUGCACGAAUACGCUCUCCAACUGUGGGAAGUGAUUAAGCAAAAAUACGAGAAUUUUGAUGUGGACGAGUCGCUGAAACAAAUCCGCGAAUUCUUCAAGAAAGUCGUCGCGAAAGUGCAAGGAUUUGGGCAAAACGUUCAACAGAAAUGGAACCAAACCGGUCAAGCCGAUCACCCGAAAGCGAUCGGCGCGAAGACUUCGCUCGGCGACGAUGUGCACCUGCCCACCCAAGGCACUAUUGAUGUC